Molecule: messenger RNA, 1011 nt
Organism: Myotis daubentonii (Daubenton's bat)
Lineage: Eukaryota; Metazoa; Chordata; Mammalia; Chiroptera; Vespertilionidae
Gene: BEST1
Product: bestrophin 1
Molecular function (GO): chloride channel activity
Source: RefSeq, a predicted model, not a curated record
AUGCCCGUCACCUACUCACACCAAGUGGCUAAUGCCCGCCUGGCCUCCUUCUCUCGCCUGCUGCUGUGCUGGCGAGGCAGCAUCUACAAGCUGCUCUACGGAUUCCUCAUCUUCCUGCUCAGCUGCUACACUAUCCGCUUCAUUUACGGGUGCAGGCGGGGGGCCGGGGUGGGCCUGGGAGGUGCAGCUGAGGCCUCCAGCACCGUGGCAGAGCAGCUCACCAACCCGUUUGGAGAAGAUGACGAUGACUUUGAGACCAGCCUGAUUAUGGCCAGGAGCUUGCAGGCGUCCCUGUUGGCCGUGGACGAGAUGCACCAGGACCUGCCCCUAGUGGAGCGGGGCCUGUCCUGGAACGACCCGGAGCCACAAGCCCCCCCCCCCCCCCCCCCCGACACGGCCGCUUCUGCCCAGUCUCGCCGACCCUUUUUUGGCUCCACCUUCAGUGUCAGUCUGCACCAGGAAGAGACGGAGUUCCAGCCCAGCCAGGGGGGCAGGGGGGCGGGCGCGCACCCUGGCACCCUCGGCCGCCUCCUGGGGCUGCAGUCCCACCACCCCCCCAGCAGGACGAGCUCGAAGACCAAGCGACUGCUGCCCACGAAGGAAGGCCUCCUCCCUGAGGGCCAGCCCGAGCACCUCAGGGGUGCCAGGAAGCGCCCCGGGGACCACGACAGCGAGGCCUGAAAGAUGAGGGGGGAGGCGGCCUUUAAGUCCGCGGCGCUGUAUGGGAGGUCGGGCUACCACAGUGCCCCCCAGACGCCGCGCAGCUCCACCCCCAUGGUGUUCCCACUCGACAACAUUGUCAAAGACCAGAGCCCGCAGCCUGUGACACCAGGGGCCAGGAGGAGCUUGGAGCUGCUCCCGGAAUUGUCACAGCAAGAGGAAAACUGUCGCGUCUCACCUGUCAGCGGCCCGAGAGCCGUCUCCGAGAUCCACAUAGACAAGCAGCAUACACACGACACUCACAGACCACGACCUCUGCUGGGCCUCGGAAAACAGAUUGAGAAGUUGUAG